AUGUCCACAAUCCUGGGAGAUGUCCGUCCAAGCCAAGUAAAAAUCUACGCGUCUCCGGAGGCUGACGUCAGGGAAGACCAACCUCUUGACUAUCUGGUGAAGGUCAACGGCUAUGGGAUGAGCGAGCAUUACCCGCUCGUCGUGAGGAUAGCACCUACAGGCUUCCCGGGGGAUUCUACUGGUUUGGCGCGCGAACUGCGUCACAUGCUGAAGCGCGAGCAGUUGCUGGAGGGAGUCUACGAUUCGUUCCGGAAAACCCCCAUUACUCUCUUGGCAUCUCCAAGAGUUUCGGGGAAGACGACGUUACUAAGAUCAUUUGCUCGCCGAUACCCUGGUGUCAAUUGCAUCUACGUAUCGUUUCUUCACGAUUCGCCAGCGACCGAGCUGCUGUUGACGUGUGGGAUCGACUUCGUUCAGAGGGUAUCACGUCUCAGUGUUGAGGAAACCCAUGUUAUCAUGAUCGAUGAUGCCCAAGCUCAGUACGACGACAAAGCCUUCUGGGAUUUGUUUGCCUGCACCACCAUUUCGUGGUUGCCAGACAACGCCCGCUUUAUUAUCUCGGCAACUGCGAUGGUCUCGUCGGUGCACUGA
Molecule: messenger RNA, 591 nt
Organism: Phytophthora sojae
Lineage: Eukaryota; Oomycota; Peronosporomycetes; Peronosporales; Peronosporaceae
Exons: 2
Coding region: 1-591 (196 amino acids)
Source: RefSeq, a predicted model, not a curated record